GAUCGUUCGUCACUCUUGCUUAACACGUCGACGGGACAAAGGAAGAAGCUCCUUACUUCUCUUCUCUCAGCAGAACUUCAGCAACUCACCGAUAAACCCCAAUCAUGAACGCGUUCACCUCCGCCAUCUUGCUGGGCCUCGUCUGUGGCGCCCUCUGCGGACUCCACGACGACGGCUACGGGGCGACCCGCCGCGGUUACCAUGACGACGACGCAUACGGUCACGGCGCCGCUGACGGCUACGCGAGCGGCCCGACGUACGGCACCCGUGGCUACGAUGGUGUCGCGCACAGCGGGCUCCGACACGGAGACGGAUACGGAAACGGCGGUUACCAACACGGAAACGGAUACGGAAACGGCGGUUACCAACACGGAAACGGAUACGGAAACGGCGGUUACCAACACGGAAACGGAUACGGAAACGGCGGUUACCAACACGGAGCACUUGACGCCGGUUUCCUUGGCAACUUCGGCGACCUCGGAGUCGGAAGCCUCGGUCUCAAGAACUUCGGCGGAGAAUUCGUCGACGUCGAAGGUUUCAACUUCAACCAGGGCCGCAGCGACGCCGCCGCCGUGGCACCAGAGGGAUCUGCUAUCCGAUCCCGUCCGGCCGUCGUCGGAGAUCGUCACCGAUCUGGAUCCGCGAGCCAAUACGAGACCAGCGCGGCCGAGAGAAGCGGAGCCGGAUCGGGAGAGGCCGGCGUCGCUAUCAGCGCUGCCCGCAAGGCUGAGCAGAAUGCAGCCCAGCAGUUCACGCAAGAGGCAGCCGGAGCAGGACACGCGAGGGCCGGAGCCGGAUACAGAUUCCAGAAGGUACCACGCGUCGCCUACCAGCCCGUCAACAUCGCCCCGGCGAAGGUACGCUUAGGCAAGACCGUGCGUCAUCCAUCCCCCCGCGGUGCUCCUGCUGCUCUCGCCGUCCGCGGGUCUCAUGCUGCACUAGCCGAGCACGCUGGACCAGCCGAGUACGUUGCACCAGGCCAGUAUGCUGCACCAACCGAGUAUGCUGUACCGGCUGCAUAUGGCAGACGCACAGCGUAUGAUGCACCCGCUAGGUACGCUGCACGCAACGAGUAUGCUGCACCCGCUAGAUACGCUGGACGCGCCGAGUAUGCUGCACCCAAUGAGCACGCUGCACACACCGAGUAUGCUGCACCUACUGAGUACGCUGCACACAACGAGUAUGCUGCACCCAAUGAGUACGCUGCACACACCGAGUAUGCUGCACCCAAUGAGUACGCUGCACACAACGAGUACAUCGUCCGGCAUCUUAAUCUUCAUGCUUUUCUGGCUUCCUUUCGCUUCAUGGCAUAUUUCGAUUUUCUAGAUUAG
Priapulus caudatus is the source of this 1331-nucleotide messenger RNA. RefSeq names its product glycine-rich protein DOT1-like. The transcript is spliced from 2 exons. The coding region runs from base 105 to 1331 and encodes 408 amino acids. Lineage: Eukaryota; Metazoa; Priapulida; Priapulimorpha; Priapulimorphida; Priapulidae. The record is from RefSeq and is a predicted model, not a curated record.